AUGAAAUAUUAAAAGAAUGGCCAUCUUUUCGAAGAUGGCACGUAUAUCGAAUUCAGUAUCAAUAAUAAUAAUAAUACUAAAAAAACAUUUAUAUACUAAUAAAUUCCAGACUCAGCUACAGCAUAAUUAUUUGAUAUUAGUUCAGAUUUUAAUUAGAUUGAUCAAUUAUCAGAAUCUAGACUAUCCCCUGAGAUCAAAUCAUUUUAGGCUAGAAAGGAAGAGAGCAUAUUUUAGAAAUGCCUAAAUAAGAUUCCAGUGUUUCACCCAACUUCAAAGGGCUUGAUAGCUUGGCAAUUUAUCAUGGUCAUCAUAAUUUUGUUAUACUUUUUCUAUAUACCAUUAAAAAUAGCCUUUACUGAUGAAUUGAAUGGUCUUAAUCCUAAUUAUAAUGAGAUGGUUAAUAUUUUUCUUAUAUUUUCGAUUAUUGUGCUUGGUUUUGAUUUGUUGGUUUCAUUUAACACUGGAUUCACAUAGAAUGGGUAAGUAAAUAUGGAUAGAAAAUAGAUUGUGAAUAAUUAUAUAAUAAUUGAAUUCGAAUUGGAUUUUAUUGGAGUGCUGAGUCUAAUCCUCUCAUAUAUUUUUGAUCUUGACUUCAUUAGAUUGUUAUUUUAUUUGAGAAUUUAUUACGUCAUAAGGUUUGAUAAUAAAAUUGAUCAUAAAUUAUUGCUCAAAAAAACCUUUAAAGGGAUCUACCUACUUAUAAAAUUGAUUAUUGUGAUGCUCUUCGUUGCCCACAUAAUGGCUUGUAUAUUUUAUGGAAUUUCUUAUUCUGAAUUAUUGAAGGAUGAAAACAACCAAGUACCUUACAUUGAUACUUGGAUUGUUUUUAAUGGUUAUGUGAUAGACAAUGAGCAGAUCUUUUAAUCUUCUUUGGCUGAUAGAUACUUGGUAUCAUUCUAUUGGGCCAUCACUACGGUAUCUACUAAUGGGUAUGGAGAUAUAACACCAAAGAAUAAUUCUGAAAUAGGAUGGACUCUGUUGACGAUGAUUAUUGCUGGAAUGGUGUUUGCAUUUAAUAUAUCAUCGAUUAGGGAAACUUUGAUGGAUUUGAAUCAGGCUGAAAUAAUGGAGCAUAAUUUUGAGACAAUAAUUAGUCGUUAUAUGAAAAUGAAGAGAAUCUCAAUAAGUACUUAAGAAAAGGUGAUUGAUUAUUUUUAAUAUAUAUGGAAGGAGGAGAAAAAUCGUAAUAGAGAAGUAGAAGAUAUGCUUAUAUCAAAAUUAGCACCGGAGUUAAAAUUACAAUUAUAGUAUGAGACUUAUGUUAAGUUUGUUAAUUGCAGAAUAUUUUAUAUGAUGUAUUUUAGUGAUGAAUUUUUAUACUAACUAUCAUAAUAUAUGGAAGAACAUACAUAUGGUCCUAAAGAAGAAUUGUAUUUUGAGGAUAAACAAGGAGAUUAAUAUUUGAUGUACCUUUAAAAAGGAGAAGUUCUAAUCUUUGUGGAAAGCUAUUAAAACUCUGUUGAUGUGAAGACUAGAAUUGAUUAUAUUGAAUAAGGAAAAUGCAUAGGACAGCAAUCUUUCUUUAUGAAUGAGCGAUUCCCAUUUAGAGCAUAGACUUAAGAAUGGUGCAAUAUUUAUAGAGUAUCGAGAAUAAAGUUUGUGGAAGUUCUUAGAGAGCAUCAGAAGGAUUUUGAAUUGUUCCAUUUGGUUAUAUCAAAAAGAUAUAGCGAUCCCUAUGAGUUCUAUACAAAAUUAGACCUUAAAUGCUUUACUUGCAUGUCAGAAUCACACUAAGCAGACACUUGCGAUGUAACUCAUUAUUACAAGAGCAAUUUGGUUUUCAAAAUCAAUGUAAAGGAUGAUAAACUGAAAAGAGAGUAAUUCGAAAGAAAGCGUAAGAAACAAUACAAAUCUGUUCUGAUUCAGCACCAAAUUAAACGCAUUGCUUAAGAUUGUAUGAUGAGAAUGAAAUCUACUAAAUUUAGAAAAUAGAUAAAUUCGGAUAGUAGCUUUGAAGAUUCGGAGGAGGAGGAUUUCUAUUAAUAACAAUAAUAUUAGAAUGAGAUAGGGGAGAUAAGAUAGAUGUUGGGCAGCAUUCUUAAGGAGUUAGGAGAGGAUGUGAAUUUGAAUUAGAAGUAAUAAGUUAAAUUAUUUAUUCCGGAACGUCCUCAGUUUGAUCCUUUUGAGAGAUCAUUUUGCAUAGAUGAAGUGAAGAACUAUGAAUAUUUCUAUCCAAUGUACAACUUGAUUACUAUAAUAAAUAAAAUUUUUUGA
Messenger RNA from Paramecium tetraurelia, 2214 nucleotides. RefSeq lists its product as uncharacterized. The record is from RefSeq and is a predicted model, not a curated record. Gene Ontology annotation, cellular component: membrane. Gene Ontology annotation, molecular function: monoatomic ion channel activity. The transcript is spliced from 7 exons. Gene Ontology annotation, biological process: transmembrane transport; monoatomic ion transport. Lineage: Eukaryota; Ciliophora; Oligohymenophorea; Peniculida; Parameciidae.